Candida albicans SC5314 is the source of this 1851-nucleotide messenger RNA. RefSeq lists its product as uncharacterized. NCBI's taxonomy places the organism in Eukaryota, Fungi, Ascomycota, Pichiomycetes, Serinales, Debaryomycetaceae. The record is from RefSeq and is a predicted model, not a curated record. Bases 1 to 1851 code for a protein of 616 amino acids. The transcript has a single exon. Gene Ontology annotation, biological process: peroxisome organization. Gene Ontology annotation, cellular component: peroxisomal membrane.
AUGGAACAGGUGUCGUCUAUUUUAAGUAACAUAUUAUCAGUAGAAGAGGGGACAACACAAUCACAUCCACAAUCCAAAACACUGCUGAAUCGUAGUUCAAUUGAUGAGUCCCUGGAAACAUUAUCAAAGAAACCACAGCGAAGAUCCAAAGAUUUUGAUUUUUCUUCAUUUUGGAAAACAAGUGAUAAAGAACAAGAUACAACUAAUGGCGAAGACAGAAAAAAUGAUUUUGAAACUAUUGGAGAUAAGACAUCAAAGAAAACACUAUCCAACUCCUUAGAGCUGGAAGGCAAUGCCACUACUAUACCAUUACCAGCCCCAAGUUCGUCUUCAUCAGCACAAUAUAUGGCAGAUAAGUUAAUGGAGAAAGUGAUUUCAAUGAUGAUUUCAAAUGAAGUGGUUGAUGAACAAACAAGCAAGAUUCUUCAAGACCGAAUAGAAAUGCAGAAACAACGUCCGCCAUUGAGUAUUGCCUUGAUGCAGAAUAACAGUAAUGAGUUACACCGACGCAAUUCCGAUAUGUAUAUUUUCAUUGAUCAUGUACAAAAGUUUUUCAGUUGGCAGGAUCCUUUCUAUACAGUGGCAUGGUUGUUAAUUAUUACUCAUUUAAUUUUGAAUCCAUAUUUAUUUACUGUUUUGCCAUUAGUUCAAUUGAUCACUUCAACAUUGGUGCCACAUUAUUUAAUGAUUUAUCCACCAGAUGGUGUUGCCAAUCAAGAAUAUUUGGAGGUAAACCCAAAACCUUCAGACAAGCCAUUGAAUUUAUACAAGGUACCUAAACCUGUUCCCUUGUUUUCUCGUGAAUUUUUCAUGAAUUUCACAGACACCCAAAAUUUUAUGACUUUGAAUAUCAAAUUGUUUGAUUUUACAGUAUGGUUAACAUCGGAUUAUUUAUAUUUCAAAAACGAACAAAUCACAUCGGGAAUAUAUGUGAUUUGCAUAGCUAUGAUAUUUGGGAACCUAUAUUUAUUGCCAUAUAUUGUUCCAUUCCUAUUGAAUCAUUUUAUAAUUGUACAACUAUAUUUCAUUUUUAAUAUCUGGGCAAUCACAGCAAUUUUACAUCCUUAUCCACGAGGAUUGUUAUUAGAAUGGAUCUAUAAAGAAGACACGAGGUUGAACGUACAACAUUUUGUUAAUAAAAUAGAAGAUAAGUUGACUAAGUUUAUUGUGAAAACCCCCACAUUGGAACAAUCCAUAACAAACACGGAUUUACAACAUACAACUAAAGAUAUUGGAUCAAGUAACGAAAUUUUGGAAGAUAAUGAUACUAAAUAUGUUGAGAUAUAUGAACUACAAAAGUUGAAUACUAAGAAUAAAAUGUGGGAAGCUGUUGGAUUUACACCUAAUUUUUAUACUACAAACGAUGUGAUUCGAAGAUAUAACAGUGCCAUACAAGAAUUAGAACAGAAUGAUAAAUCGCAUACACAUUCUAAUGAGGACCCGCAAGAACCUCACAAAUUACCUUUGCUUAAACGAGAUACACUCUCUGAGAUUAGUCCACCACAGAACUACAAGUUCAUCCCAUCAGAAAAAUGGAAAAUAGAUUACGAUAUUAGUACUUGGGUAGAAAAUAAUUUAAUUCAAGAUCUUGUUAUUAUAGAUGACGAUGAAAAAUGGGCAUAUGAUGUGAUCACUGAAACAAAUCAAGACCAAAAACAGGAAAUAGAGGGGAAACAACUCGAUAAGGCAAUCAAUGAAAUGACUAUGAAUGAAAUUGAGAAAUUUACAGAUUUAACAAAAAGUACAGAGUUCUUCCGAAGAAGAAGAUGGAUUCGAAAAGUGACAAGAAUGAAUUAUAAAGAUCUUAAAGAGGAAUCGGUGCCAAUAAGUUCUAUUAGUGCUUGGGUAUAA